Molecule: messenger RNA, 3084 nt
Organism: Lutra lutra (Eurasian river otter)
Lineage: Eukaryota; Metazoa; Chordata; Mammalia; Carnivora; Mustelidae
Gene: SLC8B1
Product: solute carrier family 8 member B1
Exons: 17
Coding region: 424-2190 (588 amino acids)
Biological process (GO): intracellular calcium ion homeostasis; calcium export from the mitochondrion
Cellular component (GO): membrane
Molecular function (GO): calcium:sodium antiporter activity
Source: RefSeq, a predicted model, not a curated record
GGGCCAGUGAGGGCAGGGCUGAAGCGGGACCCGCCCAGGCCGACUCGGCCUGGAAAGUGCCCGGGAGUCUGCCACCGGCUGGGCCCCCGGAUCCGCGGCGACGGGUAGCGGGGAAGGUCGGGCAACGCCUGCCGGCGGCGGGGCACCAGGAGGGUCGAGGUUCGGAGUUGGCGGGUUCGAGGCCCCGCCCAAGAUGCGGAAUCAGAAGCUCAGAGAGGUGAAAUGACCUCACUGAGGCCGCACAGCUCCUAAUUUGGGCUGUGACUGAAUUGGAAAGCUGGAGUGUCUGGGUCCAAAUCCGUGCCAAGUUCCGGGAAACAGCAGGAGGGGAAAGUUAACAGGCCACUGGAGCGACGGGCUAUUUGGAAGUGAAACACGGCAGAAGGGGAAGCAGAGAGUGAGGGCCAGGCUCCGCCGAGUCUGAUGGCCGGCAGACAGCUGUAUCUGUACCCAGUGCUGAGUUUCUUCUGUGUGGGGCUGCUGAUGGUGGAGACGGUGUCUGGGACCAGGGGCCCAUUUAUAGGGGCCCACAUCGGCUCCCAGUUUUCAGCCUCAGGUGUGAACCAGACCCCCAUGGAAGACGUGAGCAUCCAGUGUCGUGAUGUGUGUGGCCUGAACGUCUCUGACCGCUGUCUCUUCAUCCGGACCACCCCUGACUGCCACAGCAAAGGGGGUUACCUGAACUACCUCGAAGGCGUCUUCUGCUACUUCCCACCUGACCUCCUCCCUCUGGCUGUCACCCUCUAUGCUUUCUGGCUGCUUUACCUGUUUCUGAUUCUGGGAGUCACCGCAGCAAAGUUUUUCUGCCCUAACUUGUCAGCCAUCUCCACCGUGCUCAAGCUGUCCCACAAUGUGGCAGGCGUCACCUUCCUGGCGUUCGGGAACGGCGCGCCCGAUAUCUUCAGCGCCCUGGUGGCUUUCUCGGAUCCGCGCACGGCCGGCCUGGCCUUUGGGGCGCUGUUUGGCGCGGGCGUGCUGGUCACCACCGUGGUGGCCGGUGGCAUCGCCAUCCUGCGCCCCUUCACAGCCGCCUCCAGGCCCUUCCUCAGAGACAUCAUUUUCUACAUGGUGGCUGUGUUCCUGACCUUCACCGCACUCUACCUCGGCAGGGUCACGCUGGCAUGGGCCCUGGGUUACCUGGGCUUGUACGUGUUCUACGUGAUCACUGUGGUUCUCUGCACCUGGAUCUACCGAUGGCAGCGGAGGAGGUCCCUGGUCUACUCCAUGCCAGGCACUCCAAAAAUGCUCUCAGAUUCUGAGGAGGAGCCCGUGUCUUCCAACAGCUAUGACUACAGUGAAGAGUACCGACCACUGCUCUUCUAUCAGGAGACCACGGCUCAGAUCCUGGCCCAUGCCCUCAACCCCCUGGAUUACAGGAAGUGGAGGAUCAAGUCAGUGUCUUGGAGGGCCCUCAAGUUGUUCAAGCUGCCUGUGGAGUUCCUGCUGCUUCUCACCGUCCCUGUUGUGGACCCCGACAAAGAGGACGGGAACUGGAAACGGCCCCUCAACUGCCUGCACCUGGUCACCAGCCCGCUGGUCUUGGUCCUGACCCUGCAGUCGGGGGCCUAUGGCGUCUAUGAGAUAGGUGGCCUCCUUCCUGUCUGGGCCAUCGUGGUGAUUGCGGGCACGGCCGUGGCUGCGGUGACCUUUUUUGCCACAUCCAACAGCGAGCCUCCCAGGCUUCACUGGCUCUUUGCUUUCCUGGGUUUCCUGACCAGCGCCCUGUGGAUCAACGCAGCGGCCACAGAGGUGGUGAACAUCCUGCGGACCCUGGGAGUGGUCUUCCGGCUGAGCAACACUGUCCUGGGGCUCACGCUGCUGGCCUGGGGGAACAGCAUUGGAGAUGCCUUCUCAGAUUUCACACUGGCCCGCCAGGGUUACCCGCGGAUGGCAUUCUCAGCCUGUUUCGGAGGCAUCAUCUUGAAUCUGCUGGUGGGAGUGGGGCUGGGCUGUCUGCUCCAGAUCUCCAGGAACCCCACAGCAGAGGUGAAGCUGGAGCCAGAUGGACUGUUGGUGUGGGUCCUGGCGGGCACUCUGGGCCUCAGCCUCGUCUGCUCCCUGGUCUCGGUCCCGCUGCAGUGCUUCCAGCUGAACAGAGUCUACGGCUUCUGCCUGCUCCUCUUCUAUGGGAGCUUCCUCGUGGUGGCCCUGCUGACGGAAUUUGGGGUGAUUCGCUUGAAAAGUGUCUGAGUGCCGCCUUGCACCUGGGGCCGCCUGGUGGCCAGGAGGUGUCACUGCAGGCGGCGAGAUGGACGUCUGGCUGCUGGGGGGCCCCUGCCUCUGCUGGAGGUUCCUGGUUGUCGCCCUGCGCAGGGACAACAGCUAAGCCUUGUUUCUGGGACAUCGGAGACGGGGCUGUGCUGUGGACAAAGCUGCGGACAGAAGGUAGACUUCCUUGGCUUAUCUGUGGAGCCUCUUGGAGGCUGAGUGCCUUCCUGCAUCUUCUCCUCAGGGCUCGCUCAGACCACCGCCAAGCCUGGGCUUAUUAGGGUGACAGGGCAACUCAGAGGGUGGGCAGAACACAGUGAGCGUCUGGCCAUCCCAGUCUGAGUCCUAGAGCUGCACCAUCCAACAGAACUAGAAUGUGAGACACAUACCGAAUUUUGAAAUUUCUAGUCGCCAUGUUAAUAAAAGCCAAAAGAAACAGGUCCUAUAUUAUAUGCAUCAGUGAAUGGCUCCAAAAUGUCAGCCUAUGGCCCCGGCCCGAUUACGGCCACUGGCUUGGACGGCACAGCUCUAGCCUCUACCUCUAGAACGGCCUGCUGGCUGCUGGCAGACUCCUCUGUGCCCUGAACCUUGGGUUUCCCCAGCUGUGCAACAGCCAUCAGUUGGACCAUGCCCUGUCCUACCUCAGGGGGAGCCCUGGGCCGGGGUGCCAAGGCCCGGAAGCUCUAGGGAGGACGGAGCGGGUGCUCCCCAGUGCCUUCCCGCUGUCAGCUAUGGACCUGCCUUUUCAAGAAGCAGCUCUAAGUUUGCCCGACUGCCUUCUGCCGGCAGCAGCAAGGCGAUUCAAAUGUCUUUUUUUCCAGUGAAAAAAUUAUUAAAUAUUUGAAGUGUCCAGAAAGCAGCACACCCAUCUCUUAU